AUGGGUUUGCUUAACUGCACAUUUAGGACCUUUCAUUGCCUCACUACAUCGUUUACAAACGAGUUGAACAAUGAAGCUUCUGAAGCACGAACGUUGAUCUCUAUGACAUGUCCUAUGUUGGAAGAUAUUAAGCAAAGUUUAUAUUGCUUAGAUUUUAUUCAACAUUAUAAAGUUUCCAAUUUAUUUCGAAACAUCGUGACGCUUUUAUCUGACUCUAGAAAAGGCCUUCACAGUCAAAAAAGUUUAAUUGGUUUUCUUCUCGAUCGUUCGUGCCUUGUUGAAAUCAACAGCUGA
This is a messenger RNA of Clunio marinus, 294 nucleotides long. The record is from the annotation of a GenBank genome assembly. NCBI's taxonomy places the organism in Eukaryota, Metazoa, Arthropoda, Insecta, Diptera, Chironomidae.